Molecule: messenger RNA, 1578 nt
Organism: Closterium sp. Yama58-4
Lineage: Eukaryota; Viridiplantae; Streptophyta; Zygnematophyceae; Desmidiales; Closteriaceae
Source: the annotation of a GenBank genome assembly
AUGCGCAGGCAGGAUGCGUUGGAUCUGCUUCGAAUGUACCAUGAAGCUGCAGCAGCUCCUGGCCCCUGGGAGAAUGAGCCGCUGCCUCCGGAGCUGAGUGCUCUAGGUGCUGAGAAUGACGGGGGCGGUGUUGCGGGGGUUGAUACGGAUGAUUUGAUUGAUGGGGCGUUGGAGCAGGAGAAUGCGAAGGAGAAUAAGGAGGGGAAGGGAGACACAUUAGUGGGCGCAGGUAGGGAGGGGAAUCGGGACAAGGAAGAGGAGGAGAAGGGGGAGAAUACGGCCAGGGAGGUGAAUGAGGUGGAGACGGAGGAGGAUGGGCUGGGAAUUGCUGAUGAUUGGUCGGAUGGGGCGUUGGAGCAGGAGUUGCAGGAGCUUCAGCUUGUGGCCGAUCUACACUACCUACUACAGCAACAGCAGCAACUGCAACAACAGCAGCACCAGCAGCACGCAGGCAGUGAAAGCAGGGGGGACGAUGGCAACAGCAACGAGCUUCUGGGAACUGUUUCAGAAACAGCUUCUGCGGGUGGGGGCUACGGGAAGGCGGGUUUUCAGGAGCCGCUGCGGCCAGCGUUCUACGAUGCCGCGGAGGAUGGAGGGGUUGGGUUCACGGAACAGUUCGCUCAGCUAAGGGUUGCUGCCAGCGUUAGCCGCGGCGCCAGUGUUGCCAGUGCUGCCACCUCUGCUCGAGCUGGCCGAGUUGCUAGUGCUGCCAGUGCCACCGGCGUUGUUCGUGUUGACGGCGCCGCCAGUGCUGCCAGAAUGCGGCCUGUGCUGCCUGCGACAGCAGAGGAUUGUGCUGGGUCUAUGCAACCGCCUGCUCAGUCACAAGGUGGUUCUCUCCCUCCUGCACUGAUCGCACAGCCCAAGAGCUACUCGGGCCUCUCGACGCUCGAAAUUGAGCCAGACACAACAGCCGAGCGACCCCGGAUAUUGGGAAUUCUUUCCAGCAUCCUCGACCACGUGGUGUCGCGUAACGAGGCGAAACAGGCGAAAUCCGGUAACCGCAAGUUGACGGUUUUUCACGGGCUUCGCGCGCCGGCAAUCACCGUGGAAAAGUACCUGGAGCGGAUAUUUAAGUACGCAAAUUGCAGUCCAGCGUGCUUCGUGGUGGCGUAUGCUUACAUCGACCGUAUCUUGCAAGAGCAUGACGACAUGGUGAUCACGUCGCUGAAUGUGCAUCGCCUGCUCAUCACCUGCAUCAUGGUCGCCGCGAAGUUUCUCGAUGACUCGUACUUCAAUAACGCGUACUACGCCAAGGUCGGAGGCGUUACAACAGCCGAGAUGAACCGUCUGGAGAUGGAACUUCUAUUCCGCAUGGAUUUCCGCUUGAACAUUACAACGGACGUCUUUUACGCGUACUGCAAGCGGCUUGAAGCGGAGAUUUGGAAUUCCCGCCCUCCCUUCGAGGCCACGUUGGACGUCAACUCGUUAUCCAUGCUGAAGCCGCCAGGCCACCUGGCACGCGUGCAGCCAUGCCACGUGGAGGUGCAAAAAGGCGUUCGGACGCCCCCUCGAGAGGUGGAAUCGUACCGGUAUCCGUCGAUGCGUGCGAGAACACUCGUGAACGGGUCUCCUUGA